AUGGCAUCUCUAGCUCACCGGAUGCGACCGGCAUUCUCCCACUGCCACACGCGUGGACAAAGAUCUCUCACCACCAAUGCUACGGACGCUGCAUCCAAACUUCUCGAAACCUUUGCUGGCAAAGAUGUCACGCGGAAACAAAUACUUGAUUCCAACCAACUGCAACGCCUUAGUUUGACUUUGAAUCGGAAGCAGCUUCAUCCUGGUGUUGAUGUAUGGUCUGACCCACCUGUGCAAGGCACUCCGCUUCCGCCCGGCUAUCACCUUGUUUACUUUACACCGGCGGGUGUCGAAAGCGAAUUGGGUAUGGAUGGCACUGACAAGACGUUCAAUGCGCCAGCGCCGUUUACACGAAGGAUGUGGGCCGGUGGGAAGAUGCAAUUCAUCGAGGGGGCAUCAUUGAAGGUUGGCGAAGAGGUUGAGGAGCGAACGAGGCUUCUUGGUGCUACACCUAAGAAGAGCAGAAGUGGAGAUGAGAUGGUUCUUGUGGACGUUGAGAAGGAGUUCUGGGGGCGUGAUGGGCUUGUUGUCAAGGACCAGAGAUCAUGGAUCUUCCGCCCUGAGGUCAACGUUUCUUUGGCUGCAAAGACUGCGCCGCCACGUCCCGAGAGGGAACCAGCGUUCGGGCCCUCCACAAUCACAGAUGAGAAGGGUUCGGGCGACGCCGUCAUCCGUCACCUUAAAUGGUCACCUGUCGGUCUCUUCCGUUUCUCUGCUCUCACAUUCAACGGCCACAUGAUACACUACAAUGAGCCUUGGACCAAGGAUAUUGAGAGGCAUCCCGAGGUUGUGGUUCACGGUCCUUUGAACUUGAUCAACAUCCUGGACUACUGGAGGGAUAUCUACGGUGGAAACGGAAGAGAGGUGCGGCAGAUUGUUUACAGAGCGUUGUCGCCACUAUAUGCAGGCGACCAGUAUACUAUUCGCACUGCGGCAGUAGAAGAUGACAAGAAGUAUGAGAUUCUGGUUGAGAAGGGUAGCACCGUGUGCAUGAAGAGUGAGAUCAUUGGCAGCUGA
Molecule: messenger RNA, 1017 nt
Organism: Colletotrichum truncatum
Lineage: Eukaryota; Fungi; Ascomycota; Sordariomycetes; Glomerellales; Glomerellaceae
Cellular component (GO): mitochondrion
Molecular function (GO): (3R)-hydroxyacyl-[acyl-carrier-protein] dehydratase activity
Source: RefSeq, a predicted model, not a curated record